This is a messenger RNA of Danio rerio (zebrafish), 1088 nucleotides long. The record is from RefSeq and is a predicted model, not a curated record. Lineage: Eukaryota; Metazoa; Chordata; Actinopteri; Cypriniformes; Danionidae.
UCUUUCUGGGAAUCACUGCGCUGGUGUAAAGUUACAGCAGAAGAGAAAGACAAAGCACAGUUGAAGACGGGAUUCUGCUUCAGGUAAGACAGUCCAUUUGAUACUCUGAAACUGAAAUGUCGACUGUCAGAACCAUGAAUCCUUCAACGAUUGUCAUCCAGCUUCAGCCACCGACACAAACAGCAACUGUGACCAGUUCUUCUGUGCCUGUGCGCAUACAGCGUGUAGCAGGAGUUUCACCUCGUCAAGGAAAUCAGGCCUUUCUUAAAGGCCAACCGAAAGCCCUCGGGACUGUCCAGAUAAUGAUCGGUGUGGUGACUCUCCUGUUGGAAAUCGUGUGUACAAGUUAUGGAUAUUAUCUCUUCCUCUUCACUGGUGCUUCUUACUGGGGAUCUCUGAUUUACAUUAUUGCAGGCUCGCUCUCCAUUGCUGCUGAAAACAAAAUUAAUUCACCAACCGGUUUAUGUUUGGUGAGAGCUUCCCUCGGGAUGAACAUUUUCAGUGCUAUAGCUGCGGGCAUUUCCAUUAUUGUGCUUCCAAUUGGUUUGGCUUUUGGACCAUUUUAUUCCUAUAGUUAUACGAGUCUCCUCUCAGGAAUCAGUUGUGUGUUGCUGGUGUUCGCCAUCCUUGAGUUCUGCAUCUCCAUCUGCCUAUUUGCGUUUGCCUGUAAAGUCACCUGCUGCUGUAAACCUAAGAUUCCUGUGAGCAGCAACCCUUUAAUUCAACACCCUCCUGCAGAAAUGCCUCCACAGUACAUUCAAUGUCCUCAAGAAGUCCCCGAACCAUGCUUUCAGCAUCCUCCUGCAGAAUCUCCCCCAGCGUACACUGAAGGCGAAUAAAUGUGAAUCAACAUGAACAAACGAGGCAGCAAAUUGGUUCUGCUGCUUUGAUGCUGUGAACAUUCAUUGAUGCCUUGUGUAUCUGAUCUGAAUAAUGCGCAUCAUCAGAUUAUGUGUCAAAUGAUUAUUAUAGUCAUCAACUGUGUAUUUUACAUGAGUAUUUUUGUCUGUUUUGCUACUACCUAUAUGUAUUAGUUACCUAAUUGUCAUUUCUUUUUAUACUGAUAAAUUGGAUUUGUUUCAUCGAUA